This is a messenger RNA of Rhizophagus irregularis DAOM 181602=DAOM 197198, 2676 nucleotides long. RefSeq lists its product as uncharacterized. NCBI's taxonomy places the organism in Eukaryota, Fungi, Glomeromycota, Glomeromycetes, Glomerales, Glomeraceae. The record is from RefSeq and is a predicted model, not a curated record.
AUGAAUCGUCCAGUUCCUAUUGUACUCUUAAUUUUUGUUGUCUUGUUACCAUGUUCGUCAAAUAUAAUUGCUACUUAUUAUGAAAAUGAUACUGUUCAUGACAAUUAUUUUAAAGGAGUUUAUGCUGAUGGGACAAUUUUAAUAGGAGUGAGAUUUAAAGGUUAUCCAAAUAAUACUAUAAGCCUUCGUUUAAUUUAUCCUAACGGAACUCUUAAUUUUAUCAAUAAUGUUACGAUUCCAUGUAAUACAUGUGAUCCUACCAAAUAUAAUCCAAGCCCAUUAAAUCCAAAUUAUAUAAUAAUUUGGUACGAAAAGUCAGGAAUGAUAAUGGAUUGGACGGGAAAUAUAAUAACUUCAAAAAUAACACAGAGUAAAUGUGACAAGUUUGAAUUCGUUAUGAAUGAGAGGAGUGAUAGAUUUCUCAUUGCGGGAUACAAUGAAACAUCACAAAACAUUUUAUUUGCUGAAUAUUUUAUUAAUAAUGAUGGAACAAUAGGAAUUAAAGCACAAAAAAAUCUAACUUUCAAUGGAGUAGGAAUUAAAAAUAUUAUCGAGUUUAAAAUAUUCUUAUUAGGAGAUAUAUGGGGAAUUAUAUAUAAAGUGGACUUAGAGGAAAAAAGUGAAUAUAUUUAUAAUAAGAAAGAUGCUUUUUUUUCAUUAAUUCAUAAUGAAUCACAGAAUCGAAAUCUGAAUCCCUCAAUAAUUAAGGAUAUCUCUUUUAUUGGUGUUUCUUGUAUUUCUAAUGACAUUAACUACACUUGCAUAUACGUCACCUCAUACAAUAAUACGUUAAAAUUGAUUGAUAUUAAUAAUUUAACUUUAAAUAACACAUUUAAUAUGCGCUCAAUAGAUUUAUUCCCUUUUAUUAAUAUUUAUAAAUUUGAAAGUAUUAGUUCUACAGCAAAUAUUAUUCAUAUUAUACCGGAAAUUGGAUUCUUAGUUGAAGUUGUAUCAAAUGCAAAAACAAAAUAUCUUAUAUUUAAUACUGCAGAAAUUGAUUAUUUUGAUACAACAAUUAAAAGUGCUUCCGGUGAAAUUAUAAUAAACAACAAUGAUAAUGAUUAUAUAGGUGAUAACCUUUUUAUUUCAAAUACUACAGUUAUUCGAGCGAUAAAAAGGGAUAAAUCAUUUACUUAUGAGUCAACUGAUCUAACAACAAUUAUACCUAAAAAUAAUCUACUUAAUAAUAUUCAUAUCAAGCAAGUAUAUCCAUCAGAAAACGAUCUAAUCGAAAUUUAUACAGACAAAAUGAAUAUGACAUUCCUUAAUCCUAUUGACCCAACAAUUCCUGUUUAUAUUUCAAUAUAUCAUUAUCAUAAUUAUGAAGAUAUUUUACGUCAAAAAUUUUUAUGUACAAUGCCAUUUUGUACAAUAAGCGAAGAUUCGUAUUCGCUCAUAAUUAAUUUAUCAUCAAACGUUACUUUCAACAUACCAAAUGCUUCUUAUUAUGUUGAAAUCGAAGAUAAUUUUGUGGAAUAUAAAUAUGAAAUUGAAACGGUUCCAGGUAUAAAAAAACCAAAAAGUUGGAAUAUAUAUACAGCAUCCGAAUAUAAACAUCCUGAAAAAGAUAAUAAUGAUUUUAUUAUUGGAAUAUUACGCUUAAAUCCGGAAGGUACUCAAGAAUUUAGUAAAUUAGAUAAAAAUGGACGAAAUGAGUUUUUUAAAUUCAUGAAAAUUGACCUUUCGAAAGGUAUCCCGGUUGAUGAUUCAAGAAUUUAUAAAGUCGAUGAUAUUUAUGAACAUGAUAUAGUUACGGAUUCAGAAUUACUUUUAAUUUCAUAUAGAAUUGACCUUCCAGGUGAAAAUUGUUUUAAUAAGAAAAGCGCCAAAGAGAUCUAUGAUGAUUUAAAUUCUUUAAUUAGAAAUGAUAAGUUUAUAACAUAUCUUGAUACUAGUAAUUAUACAAAAAAUAUUGAUAAGGGGUAUGGAUUUCAAAGAUCAUCCAACCUAUGGGAAGAAAUUAAAAUUAGUUUACAUAAUUUUGUGAGGAAUACUGUUUCUUUAAUAAUACUAAUGAUUUCAACCGGUUUAAUUAUUAUUUUGUACUUUUUUGGGAGAUAUAAAAAUAGAAUGGGAUCUAACAUAAUUAUACUUAGAGUGGCAUUGAUCAUUUUUGAUCUAUUUAAUGAUAUUGGAUUUGUAAUUUUACUUGAAGAUGAUUUACAGUAUCUUUAUGUCCCAAGCGUUAUAUUUUUAUUAAUUCCUUUCAUUUUAAAUAUUCUUUUGGCUUUUAUAAUAUUUUCACAUGAAAUACAAUACCCUGAAUUUAAUAAAUGGCUUAAAAAGUAUUUAAAACCGGUCGCUAUUAUAACAUUUUUUAGUUCAGGAGACGUUGAGUUACUUCAUAUAUUUGAUUCAAAAUUUGGCGGAUUUCAAAUAUUUGAAGCAUCAUUCUCCCCAUUAGCGUUAAAUUUAAUAUUCUGGAGUGGUUUUUUAAAUCUUAUUCUAGAAGAUUUGCCUCAAUUAGUAAUUCAGAUUAUAUAUGCUAGAAAUUUUACAAAUUCAUAUAAAAUUAUCGCUUUUUUUACGUUAAUUACUAGUAUUGUUAUGACAUUAAUUGGUAUAAUUGAAUAUGGUUAUCAUUUAUUCAUAAAUAAAAAUAUCGAAAAAGAAGAAAUUGAAUUUUAUGAUGAGACUGAUGAAAUUAAAAUUAGUUAUGAUGAAUCAAAGAUGUAG